CUCGGUUGUAUGAACCUACAGUCUUUGGCACGAAUAGCGGUGCGCGCAUACACGUAUACAGAUGCACAUGGGAAGACGUGCGUGAACGCACACAGCACCAUCUGGCCAACCAGUGCGGCCCACUGUUCAAGGCCGGCCGGCCGGCCGGUAAGUAGCCAGACAGUUGACCCCUCCGUUCAUAUGGCACCCAUUCCCCUGCCAGGUAUUUGUCUUUAUCUACGCAAUUUGGACGUCUAGUAGCUAAACACACCUAUAAUUUCAGCUGAGCGAGUUUACUUGUCAGGACAUCACAAUCACGAUAACCGCCAUUGGAGUUUGUUCGGCCUGAGAACACGCUGCUCAAUCAGUGUGUUCUCCUACGUUGACCGUACACAUAUUGUUGUUUUGUCAUUAACAUUCAACUGAAAUGCCGGUGACGUUUCUGAGUACAGAAACUAUGCAGCUUUACCGCUGGGGAACAAGAAUGCAGCGUCGAUCUAAUCCAAUCGGCAGUCGACUCGCAAUGGUGUUCAUCUUAUUCCUCUCCAGCAUCAUCCUUUCUGCUACCGGACUACUCAGUGGCCGUCCAGAGAGUCCACAGGGCGCUCCAGAACUUCUCAGAGCCAUACAUCUUGCGGAACAAGCUUAUGUGGAACCCUUCCCUGGUCACUGCCGUACCAGAUUGGAUGAGUUUGGUCAAGCACGACCGCUGGAUGAACCGACACACGCCUAUUCCAUUGCUCGGGGGAUCAGUCUGUACAUUGAGGGGAGCCGUCUGACCCCAAAUCUCCCGCUGUCAGAAUUAUCGGUGCUAUUCACUGCCAGAGUUGACCCGGGGUUUGCCGGCGAACUCUUUACUCUGUAUGAUCGCCAUGGCCAUAUUCAGCUCAGUUUGACUUUUGGACGAAAGUUAACUAUACAAUACCUCGUGCGCCCCACUGCUCUGCCUCAUCCACGAAUCUCUCAGGUUGACAGAAACCAACAAACAGAAACUAUAGGGUUCCAAACAAGACUUGACGACGGUCUGUGGCAUCGAGUUGCAAUCAGUAUGCAGAAAGCUGAAGUCCGAUUGUUUGUGGAUUGUCGCCAAAGGGAGUCAGUUGCAUACAACAGGACAACCAUAACGGUGGAUUCCCGUGGUCGGAUGCGAGUUUUGAAGGAUGGAAUUCAAGGUGCUAUCCAAGACCUGUUUGUCGCACCGACAGCAGAUAUCGCGAGCAAACAGUGUGACGUUUAUACAACCGAUUGCUUGGAGGAUCAAAUGAUGGGUGAUGAAGCGGCAUCCCAAAUCGAGGAGACACUUCGCGGACCAAUGGGAGCGACUGGAGCCAUGGGACCCCCUGGUGAUAAAGGUGAAAUGGGCCAUAAUGGCUCAGUGGGUCUUGCUGGAGAACCCGGUCAACCUGGUCCAGCCGGAUCGCUCUUUGUUAUCCCACUGAACUUGGGAGUCGGAGAUGCCAAUUACGCGCGUGCGGCAGUGUUUCGGGAUUUGCUUCAGAAACAUCUGCUUUCACUCAAAGGUGUACGAGGUGCUCGAGGGAUGACUGGAAGCCCUGGACCUGAUGGAAUGCAAGGAGAACGAGGGAUCAAGGGCGAACCUGGAGCUCCCGGUGAGACUGGAUUUCAGGGACCUCGUGGUCCUCUCGGUAUGCCUGGUCGACCAGGUCCUGCAGGUCGUCCGGGUCUGGAUGGUUCACGUGGAGAUCCGGGGGUCAAUGGAGCUCCGGGCGAAGAUGGGCGUCCAGGGGAUUCGGGGUAUAUGGGUCCGAAAGGCUUGAAAGGAGAAAUCGGUCCACGAGGACCGAAGGGAGACGUUGGACUUCCUGGAGGUGAAGGUCCACGUGGACCUGUUGGGGAACCGGGUGAACAAGGGGAUGUCGGUCUACCGGGGUUGCAAGGACCAGUGGGUAUACCAGGACCGCAAGGCCCCAGAGGAAAACCUGGUGGUCCAGGACCCCAUGGAAGAAAGGGCGAAACGGGCGAACAAGGCUUACCUGGUUUGGCCGGCCCGCCAGGCCCUGUUGGCGCUCCAGGACCUGAAGGUAUUGCUGGCCCCCGUGGACCCCCCGGACCGCCUGGCAUUCGCGGACGUCCGGGUGCAGUCGGAGUGCCAGGGUCAGAUGGUCCACCGGGAUUUCCAGGUCCAAAAGGUGACAUCGGUCCCAAGGGAGAAUCUGGCGAUCCGGGUCAAAAGGGAGAGGCAGGCACACAGGGGCCACGUGGUUACAAAGGGGAACGAGGCCGUAUGGGCGCGAUCGGAAUAAAAGGCGAUACGGGCAAACCAGGACCGAUUGGUGUUGCAGGGGAGAUUGGUCCAAAAGGUUUGAAGGGUGACAUUGGCCUGAUCGGUCCGGUGGGACGCCCUGGACCGAUGGGAGAGAAGGGAAACCCCGGGCCACCAGGACCAAUUGGGGCACGUGGGGAUCCUGGCGGAAAAGGUUUUGCUGGUGCUGUAGGACCCCCUGGUCCCCCCGGUCCGGAUGGCGAGCGGGGUCCAAUAGGACCAACUGGACCUCGAGGUCGGGAUGGAGAUAAGGGCGAGGUGGGUAGUCAGGGUCCUCCCGGAGACAGCGGUGAACAAGGCCAACGUGGACUCCCUGGUCCUCGUGGUCCACCUGGAAAACCUGGACCAAUUGGAAUAAAGGGCGACGCCGGAGCGGUUGGACCGGUAGGUCCCGCUGGACCCAUUGGUGAACCCGGAGUUCAAGGCCCAAUGGGCCCAGUCGGCCCACCAGGACAACAAGGUGCAGUAGGUCGACCAGGUCCAGCCGGAUUUCCAGGUCCUAGAGGUGAACCAGGUGAACGCGGACCUCCAGGUCAACCAGGACCACUCGGCGCCACUGGGCCAACAGGUGCCACCGGUGAUCCAGGCCCUGAUGGAGAACGAGGACCGGUUGGUCCUGGAGGCCCCACUGGUGAUACAGGGAAAGACGGUCUACCCGGACGAGAUGGCUCACCAGGCCAAAAAGGUGUCCGUGGUCCACAAGGCCUGCCUGGUGGAAGGGGACCACGUGGAUUCUCUGGAUUCGAUGGACUACCCGGUCGCAGUGGGCCCCCUGGAGCAAAGGGCGAGACUGGCCCGGAUGGUGAGGUUGGCCCAAUCGGCAGUAAAGGCUACCAAGGCGAUCAAGGUCCAAUGGGUCCUAUCGGUUCUCCAGGUUCAAUGGGUCCCCGAGGUCCUCCAGGACCUGCUGGGGAGAAAGGAACGACAGGUUUGGAUGGUCCGUAUGGACUUGUCGGUUCACCAGGUCCUCGAGGUCCUCAGGGUAGGCCAGGACCAGUCGGACAGAUUGGCCCACAGGGCUUUGAAGGCGAAAAGGGUUCAAAGGGUGCGAGUGGGUCACCUGGCGUCAAAGGGGAUAAAGGGGCUAAUGGCAUACGUGGACCACCAGGACCAGUUGGAAGCCCCGGAUUGCCAGGAAUACAGGGACCGCCGGGGAUACCUGGACAACCGGGAGAGGAGGGACCCCAGGGACUAUCAGGACCCGAAGGCACUCGAGGAAUCGCUGGAUCACCCGGCCAAGUUGGUAUGCGUGGAGCACCUGGAGUCUCUGGACCUCCGGGUGAGAAGGGAGACGCAGGGACACCUGGUCCACGAGGUCGAACUGGCUCACCGGGAUUACCUGGUCCCCCUGGUCAGGCUGGCAUUCCGGGUGACAUUGGUAGUCUUGGUCCUCCUGGUAUGACUGGAGAGAAAGGUGAUGCAGGUCAACAGGGACCUCCUGGCUCUCCCGGGUUCGAAGGAAUAGCCGGGUUACAGGGGCCUGUAGGUUCUCCAGGAGAAGAAGGGCCUUUAGGGCUGGAGGGUCCCCUUGGAGACAUGGGCGAACAAGGAAUACAAGGACCAAAAGGAGAAGUGGGCCCUCCAGGAUUGCCCGGACCUGCAGGUGUUAAAGGUCCCCAAGGUGCCAAAGGAGCUCCUGGCGGUGUCGGAGAAGAUGGGUCUCUGGGUCCACGCGGAAAGCCUGGUGAGCCCGGGAGUCGUGGAGCACCGGGACCGCCUGGACCAGAAGGUUCGCCGGGCAUGACGGGACCACAGGGUCCAGAUGGUCCUCGGGGUCAGAAGGGAGUGAAAGGGGAAACCGGAGAAGUCGGGCCACCAGGUGAACCUGGAAGACGUGGUCCUAUUGGCGCCAGUGGACCCAGAGGUCCACCAGGUGCUAUGGGACCGCGUGGCCAACCGGGCUCAGUUGGACUACCUGGCAGUCAAGGUGAUCGCGGGCCAGACGGUGUAACAGGUCCUCAUGGAGAUCCCGGGGAAGCUGGUAAACCUGGUCCAAAGGGAAUUAAAGGCGCCGAUGGUCCAAUCGGUCCAAUGGGUCCCCCUGGACCCAAAGGAGAAAAGGGCAUUCCAGGUUUCAGUGGGGAACGUGGACCACCUGGGCCAAAGGGUGUAAUGGGUCCGCAAGGUCCGGAAGGGAGACCUGGCCCUCCUGGACCACCAGGUACGGAAGGCCCAGAAGGAUCUCCCGGAUAUCCUGGACCUAUCGGUCCACCUGGACCACAAGGAGCCAAAGGAGCACCUGGCGCAAUGGGUCCACCCGGUCCUCCCGGGGCGAUUAAAAUCCUUGAUGUCAGUGAAGGAUACUAUAGAUUCGAAGAUAUGCCACGCGCAAGACGAAGUGUGGACUCUAGUUUGACAAAACAGGAUCCAGACGAGGCCAUCACACCCAGCAACGUCCCGUCCAUCGGCGCUGUACUUCGUCGCGUGUAUGAACGAAUAGAAAAUUUGGAGAAUUCGUUGAAUAUGUUUGAUCGACCAGCCGGAACGAGACAGUAUCCAGCCAGGCACUGUCGUGACAUUCUUCGUUCAUCUGAAGCUCCUGAAACACUCAAGUUUGGACAAUACUGGAUCGAUCCUAAUCUCGGUUCCAAAGUGGAUGCGUUUUUGGCAGAGUGCCGUUUCAGAGAUGGCAAGACAGCACAGACUUGUAUUCAGCCAAUUCCUGAGUCACAAACGUUACCGCUGACGCAGUUCAAGAAGACAGACCGAGAAAAAGAAUGGUGGUUCUCAAGACUGAAGACACAGAUUCCAAAUCAAAACUUCACCCGAACACAGCUGUACUAUGCACCCCAUAAUCAGAUUCGCUACUUACAAAUGCUACACCAGACAGCAGAACAAUCGGUAACUUUCCUGUGUCGGAACACGGCAGUCUACUACGACACGAAGCAAAGGAAUCACAAAUCAGCCGUGCGAGCUCGUCUGUUCAACGAGGUCGAAAUAAACACCUACGAGGACAGACGAGUACGAGCCGCAAGCGGAACUAUGCUUUUAGAGGUCAAAGUGCGUGACGAAUGUAUGGAGCGGGCAUCGCAUCGAUCCACCAGUGUGUUUGAAUUCAUUGCCCGAGAGACCCAAAUGCUGCCCAUCUUGGACUUUCAACUGAUCGAAUUUGGCGAUACAGACCAGGAGAUUGGUUAUUACGUAGACUCCGUCUGUUUCAGUUGAUGCAUUUGUUUCCAGAAAGAGACAAUAUACUUACUUCCUUCGUGUACACAACUGAAAAAAUCUGCCCUACAGACGGCCAGUCCAUAUUGACUUACUAGCGGACGCACGGAGGCAACAGAAAAAAAGCAGUCUCCUCUGCUAUUAUCAUUAUUUGACUUUCAAAUAGGACUGUUGCGCUUUUCCGUUUAUGAGUGGUUUCGUUUGCUUCCUGCGCCGUUUGAUCAAACUGAAUAGAACAUUUUUGACACAGU
Messenger RNA from Opisthorchis viverrini, 5679 nucleotides. RefSeq lists its product as hypothetical. Gene Ontology annotation, molecular function: extracellular matrix structural constituent. The coding region runs from base 407 to 5428 and encodes 1673 amino acids. NCBI's taxonomy places the organism in Eukaryota, Metazoa, Platyhelminthes, Trematoda, Opisthorchiida, Opisthorchiidae. The record is from RefSeq and is a predicted model, not a curated record. The transcript is spliced from 25 exons.